AUAUAAAUACAAACUGAUUUGAUGUUUGGUUAUGGCAGACGUCAUCGACAAUCCGAGCAUUUCGCGCUAAGAGAGCGUCGUUACCUGAAGCUAAAUAAUCGUAACCAGGAUGUCGACGGACUUUUACAUACGCUAUUACGUCGGUCACAAGGGCAAGUUCGGGCACGAGUUUUUGGAAUUCGAGUUCCGGCCCGAUGGUAAGCUGCGAUACGCGAACAACUCCAAUUACAAGAACGACACGAUGAUCCGCAAAGAGGCGUACGUACACCAGUGCGUGAUGGAGGAGCUAAAGCGAAUCAUCCAGGAUUCCGAGAUCAUGCAGGAGGACGACUCGCUGUGGCCGCAGCCGGACCGCGUCGGUCGGCAAGAAUUGGAAAUCGUAAUCGGUGACGAGCACAUAUCGUUCACCACGUCCAAGACCGGCUCCCUCCUGGACGUCAAUCAGUCACGUGACCCGGAGGGAUUGCGUUGCUUCUACUAUCUUGUACAGGAUCUCAAAUGUUUGGUCUUCUCUCUAAUAGGACUACACUUCAAGAUCAAGCCCAUAUAAGCCCCCGAUCCUGUAUUACGUCCAGAUAAUAUUAUACAAGACAGCUGUAAAAUGUCUGCUGAACAGGAUACACUAAACAAUGAAAACAUCAGCGAUCAAGAUCAUAGAACCCAAACUGACUCCAUUCACGAAAGAUUUCGUCCAAAGGAUUAUUAUGUUUAUUGUGACGACU
Molecule: messenger RNA, 722 nt
Organism: Formica exsecta
Lineage: Eukaryota; Metazoa; Arthropoda; Insecta; Hymenoptera; Formicidae
Gene: mago
Product: protein mago nashi homolog
Exons: 2
Coding region: 110-550 (146 amino acids)
Biological process (GO): RNA splicing
Cellular component (GO): catalytic step 2 spliceosome; nucleus; exon-exon junction complex
Source: RefSeq, a predicted model, not a curated record